GGGGGGGAGCAUCUUGAUGUUUUUAAUUCAUCCUGUUGUUUCCUUCUCCAUUACUACCUUUUCUAUCAAUGUAUCACUGUAUUUUUUUUUUGGUACCGGGGAUCAAACUUAGGUCCUUGCGCUUGCUCAGCAGGCAGCGAAACCACUGAGCUAAAUCCCCAGCCCUCACUGUAUUUUUUUAAUAUGCGCUUGACCUCCUGAAGUUACUACACUUUCACUACUUCCUAAUAAAGAUGCAACUUACAACAGUUAAUUCCUCUUAUUCCCCUUGCUCUUUGAGCUGUUGCUGGCAUGUAGUUUAUCUCUACAUAUUAUAAACCUCAGAUCAUGAGGAAAACACUUUAAAAUGUAUUCAUUCACUUAUUUAUACUUUCUGGGCCUCUUUUUUUCUUUCCUGCAGUUAUGAGAUCCUUUUAAUUUGACCUGAAAUACUUCUUUUACAUUUUUUUUGUGCAGGUUUGCUUGCGUUAGAUUCUCUCAUAUUUUAUCUGAAAACAAAUUUAUCUUGACUUCCUUUGUAACAAAUACUGUAGUUAUACUAUCAACAGAUAAGUUAGUAAAAAUAUUAUAGACAGACAGAGCUAGGCCCUAGAAAAAAUCAAUAGAAAAGAUGAAAACACAUUACACCUGUGGCUGGAGACACAUGUUAGAGGUCAGUCCUCAAGAUAAAAACGAAACAGGGCCAGGGAUUUAGCUCAGCGGUUUUGCCGCUUGCGCACAAGCGCAAGGACCCAAGUUCGAUCCACGGUACCAAAGAAAACAAAAACAAAACAAAAAAAACCCCGAAAUGACCAGGCCUAUGUACUUUCUCCAAGGGAUAAGAUGUAGCAACACCUGGUCCAAUAAUGUCUUGACAGACAUGUCACCCUGGUGGGUGACAAAGAUCUCCAGAUUCAUCCCUUCCUAAAAAAGUUCUUUCCAUAUACAGUACGCUUACUACAUGACCUGCUUCCACAUUAGAUCAAUAUUACCUACGUGGUUAUACUUAUAACCCUACUGGUUGAUCAUAGUUUUGUCCCACAUUGUUCCCACCUGGUGAUUAUGCAGCCACCCUGUGAUUUUGCUGUAUAAAACUUCCCUUGUAAAGUGGGGUCUGUGGCAACCCACUCAAGCCUCCUCCUGUCUCUAAGGAGGUAAAAUCUCUCCCUCUCAAUAAAUAUUUCCUAGUCUUAUUGUUCCUUAAAAUUUAUUCUUCAAUUUUGGGGAACACGAACUUGAUGAAUCUCCUAGGUCCUGUCAGUUGGGUUUAGCAGUUUGCUUUUCAGCACUUUACGAAUGCUUUUCCAUUGUCUUUUGGUUCCCCUAAGUUCUGCUAAAUUAGCCCCAACCUAAUGAUCUUUUGGGUAAUGGGUCUUUUCCCUUUGGCACUUUUAAGGUUUUCUCAUUAACUACUGAUUUUCAGUUUUACUUUGAUGUGACAUUGCAGUUUUCUUUGUAUAUAUUCUGGCUUGAUUUUGCUGAACUUGGCUAUUGCAUGUUAGAUUUAUGCCUAAUAUCGUCGUCUAUCAGGGAGAGGCCCUCUCCUAAUUAGUCAAGCUGCCGGGGGUGUGGGGGGGUGCUGAGUUGGAGAUGCAGAGUUGGUUUCUGCAGUCCAUUCCACUUUGGGCCCAGACCAUUGCUGCUGAGCUUCUGAGAACCCUCGACUGACCAUGUGGGCCUCGGUCAGCCUUUAGGACGCUGGCUCAGCUCUUUAGCUUCUCUUCCAAAAGACCCACAAAACCCGGCAAAGGUCUUCGGGAGGCUAUGGCCCUGGGUGCACACCUGCUGCGCGGCCUGCAGUCCUUCAAGCUCACCGCCCCUCAGGCCCCAACCUUCAUGCAUUCGUUCGCCUGAAAGAAGCGAGGCCCUGGCCUCUUCACAGGCUUUUUUCCAGGACACUCCACAGGUGCACUGCGGCAUCACUGGCUCCACAGGGGUCCUCGGUCCCAGACGUGCAUGGCUGUACGCAAGCUGAGUGGUCUUCAAGAUGCAGGGGCCGGGGCCGGCCGCCCCACCUCACGCUACCGCGCGCCGGGACCUCACAAGGACGCUCGGCGCUGCCGUCUCGCCCUUAAGUCCUCGUCCGAUCUGCGGAAUCCGCGCAGUCUCCCACUGGCCGCCGCGCGAGCCCCAGAAGCGACGCCUGUUCCUUAAAUCAGCGAGACGCGAGAGGACCCGCCAGGCACCACAGCUGCAAAAGCGACAGCCAGAUAUCUCAGCUCUCUAAACCCGAAGCCCGAGAGGCGUGGCCAUGAAGUGCGCUUGCGCCUAGCCCUGGGCGGGGCCUUCCCCAAGGCCUGCGUGUGAGCCUUGUGCCUGUGUGUAGAUCCUGAGCGGUGGUUCUACUCCAGACAGCGAGGCACGUGCGGAGUGCGCCUGCGUGGGACACAGAGCCCUGAGCGGAACCCACUCCUCAGUCUGUGCGCACUGCGCUUGUGUGGGUGGAGGGCAGUGGCACAGGCACCGGGUUGGGACUGGACGCCCGUCUGAGGUGCAGACGCUUCAUUCAAGGGAGAAACACGGCUGAGGUAGGUUUUCUGGUGGGCAGCUCAGGCGGCUGCGCUGCAAGUGAGGCAGGACAUCCUAAAUGAGGGAUCCUCGCCUGAGUACAGGUUGCUGGUGGCCCGAGGCCUCCGCUGCCUUUCGAGAAGUCUGCGAGCCUAGUGUUGGCUCCGAGCCCUGGGCCCACCGCGAGCUCCGCGUCCGCCCCGCCCCUUCCCAACGUCCGGCCCCACAGUAUUUCCCAUGACCACGCCCACGUUCGUGCCUGCUGGAACCCUUUGAAUGGGAGCCACGCCCCCACCCCGCACCCAGACACUUGGAGAGUCCUGUCUGCUCCAGUCGCCUCAGCCAUCCCUGGCUCAGGCUUUCCCUUGAAAAUGUACAUAAACUAGUAUCAGCCUUGAUUUAGAUGGAAAGCACAAUUUUAAACAAAGAAUUGCUUGUAAUUGAAAAUACACACAUCCUAGAGGUUGAGGAGAGAGAAAGGGUCUGGGUGAGCUGGCCUCCGUUUUGCAGGUGAGAACACAGGGAAGGCCAGACAGGGGACUUUAAAUGGAGUCAAAGCUGUCAGAGUCCCAGGGAGAGAAUGGGCUUGGAGCUAUUGCCGCAAAUCAGCAUGGUGAUGUAACAAACUAACAACCUGUGGAAUAAGAUUAACACCGUGUGGGAAGUAGAGAGAGCACAAAUUGAAGUUCAUAUAAUUUUAAAUGCUUUUAAUUGUCUCCGAAGAUUUGUGAUGAUAAAUUACAUUUCUAUACUAUUGACACACAUACACCCCCCACCCCCGUACCUGCGAUCAAACUCAGGACCUUGUGUUUGUGAUGCAGGUGCGGUGCCCCUAAGCCAAAUCCCUGGCCUGGCACACAUACUUUUUUGAUAGAGGACCUUUAUCAAGGGAUUUAGUGGUGAAGUGAAUUUAGUUAUCAAGCAGUGUAACGUGUACUUUGUGUUUUUCUCUUUUAAAGUAGAUAUGGACGGGAAAAUGAAAUAAUAAAAGCAUCAGAUAUGAGGCAGUGCUUAAGUGAACUAUGGUGACACCAGCUGACUGCCCCCAAAGUGAAUUAUAGGUAACUGUGGUUCUGGAGCAGGAAGAGGAGCCCAUGGGGUUCGGCGAGGCCCAGCUCCUACAGGAGAGUGUGCAGCCACAGCCAGAGGAGUUUGUAGCCAUUGCGGACUAUGCUGCCACUGAUGAGACCCAGCUCAGUUUUUUGAGGGGAGAAAAAAUUCUUAUCCUGAGGCAAACCACAGCCGACUGGUGGUGGGGUGAGCGGGCAGGCUGCUGUGGGUAUAUUCCAGUGAACCACGUGGGGAGGCAGGCGGAGGAGCGUGACCCCGAGGACACAUGGCAGGAUGAGGAGUACUUCGGGAGCUACGGGACUCUGAAACUUCACUUGGAAAUGUUGGCAGACCAGCCACGGACAACAAAGUACCACAGUGUUAUCCUGCAGAACAAGGAGUCCCUGAAGGGCAAGGUCAUCCUGGAUGUUGGCUGUGGCACUGGCAUCAUCAGCCUAUUCUGUGCACACUAUGCACUGCCCAAGGCGAUGAUAUAUGCUGUGGAGGCCAGUGAGAUGGCACAGCACACGGGCCAGCUGGUCCUGCAGAAUGGCUUUGCCGACACCAUCACUGUGUUCCAGCAGAAGGUGGAGGAUGUUGUGCUGCCUGAGAAAGUAGACGUGCUGGUGUCCCAGUGGAUGGGGACCUGCCUACUGUUUGAGUUCAUGAUUGAGUCCAUCUUGUAUGCCCGGGAUGCGUGGCUGAAGGAGGAUGGGGUCAUCUGGCCGACCACAGCUGCCCUGCACCUGGUGCCCUGAAGUGCUGACAAGGACUACCACAGCAAGGUGCUCUUCUGGGACAAUGCCUACGAGUUCAACCUCAGUGCACUCAAGUAG
Messenger RNA from Heterocephalus glaber (naked mole-rat), 4373 nucleotides. NCBI's taxonomy places the organism in Eukaryota, Metazoa, Chordata, Mammalia, Rodentia, Bathyergidae. The record is from RefSeq and is a predicted model, not a curated record.